Molecule: messenger RNA, 573 nt
Organism: Caenorhabditis bovis
Lineage: Eukaryota; Metazoa; Nematoda; Chromadorea; Rhabditida; Rhabditidae
Source: the annotation of a GenBank genome assembly
AUGGUGUGGCUACAAGCGGAUUCUGAGGUGAAAGUAUCGUUGACCCAAAUUGGCUUCAAUGUUGAACUCGCGAACCGCAAGAAUAUGACUGUUCCGAACUCUUGGGGAGUCGGCCAAGGAGGCAAAGAAACGCAUAAUCCACAGGAAAUUCUUGACGGCGGCGGCCUUCUUCCGUUGGGUGGAACCGAGGUGUGCGGCGGAUACAAAGGAUACGGUCUCACAUCGAUGAUCGAGAUCUUCUGCGGCAUCCUUGGCGGUGCUCAUUGGGGACCGAAUGUGAGAACAUGGAUGAGUCGAAGUGCCGAAGCGGAUCUUGGGCAGUGUUUCGUCGCUAUCGAUCCCGAGGCAUUCGCGCCAGGAUUCAAUGGAAGACUUCAAGAUUUUAUUAAUACCAUGAGAGGAUUGCCGCCAGCGGAGCCCGGAAAACCGGUGGAAGUUGCCGGCGAUAUGGAGAAGAGACAUGUUGAACUUGUCGAGAAGCUGGGAGGAAUUCCAUACCAUCCAAAUCAGAUUGAUCAUGUGAAUGAGCUUGCCGAUAGCAUUGGUGUCGAUAGGGUUAAACUCAUUUCGUAA